GUGGCCGUUUCCUCUGUUGUCUCCCCCAAAUUCACUGCAGGCCGCCUUCCCCCGUGUCCGAGGUCCAGAGCUGGCUUCUCUGCCUGGCGGUGGGAAGGUGGGGCGGUCCCGCCGCUGGGGAGUGUGGCUGGGCGGGGGAACGCCUGCUGGCUCCCGGCCCGCCGAGGCUGCGGCGCGCGGGCGGACCAGGUGGCCGCUGGCCAGGCCGGGCGCUGUGAGCUCCCGGGUGCGCGCUGCGCCCGCGGCAGGUUCCCGACCCAGAGCCGGCAACGCCGGCGCCCGCGCCCGGCCUGCGUGCGCGGCGGGAUGGCGGCGGCCUCGCGGCCUCGCGGCUGGGCGCCCAGGCCGCUCCUGCUCCUCCCGCUGCUGCUGGGACCGCUUGUGCCCGCCGGGUGCGCGGCCGCGGCCCGGCUCAGCCUGCACCCGCCCUACUUCAACCUGGCCGAGGCGGCGCGCAUUUGGGCCACCGCCACCUGCGGGGAGCGCGCGGCCGGCAGCGCGCGGCCCCGGCCCGAGCUCUACUGCAAGUUGGUGGGGGGUCCCCCCGCCCCCGGCAGCGGCCACCCCAUCCAGGGCCAGUUCUGUGACUAUUGCAAUUCCGAGGACCCCCGGAAAGCCCAUCCAGUUGCCAAUGCAAUUGAUGGAUCUGAACGUUGGUGGCAAAGCCCUCCUCUCUCCUCAGGCACACAGUACAACAAAGUCAAUGUCACCUUGGAUCUAGGACAGCUUUUCCAUGUGGCCUAUGUUUUAAUCAAAUUUGCAAAUUCUCCUCGCCCUGAUCUUUGGGUCUUAGAAAGAUCUGUAGACUUUGGAAGCACCUACUCACCUUGGCAAUAUUUUGCUCACUCUAAAGUAGACUGUUUGGAACAAUUUGGGCAGGAGGCAAACACAGCUCUCACCAGAGAUGAUGAUGUACUUUGUACUACUGAAUAUUCCCGGAUUGUACCUUUGGAAAAUGGUGAGGUUGUGGUGUCUUUGAUAAAUGGUCGUCCAGGUGCAAAAAAUUUUACCUUCUCUCACACCCUGAGGGAGUUCACCAAGGCAACGAACAUCCGCUUGCGUUUCCUGCGAACAAACACCCUUCUUGGGCACCUCAUCUCUAAAGCGCAGAGAGAUCCAACUGUCACCCGGCGGUAUUAUUAUAGCAUAAAGGACAUCAGCAUUGGCGGGCGGUGUGUUUGCAAUGGCCAUGCUGAAGUAUGCAGUGCAAACAAUCCUGAAAAACUAGGUGUGGACAUGCCCAGGUUUCGGUGUGAAUGCCAGCACCACACCUGUGGGGAAACGUGUGAUCGCUGUUGUGCUGGGUACCAUCAGAGGCGCUGGUGGCCUGCCACGUGGGAGCAGAGCAAUGAGUGUGAAGCAUGCAACUGUCAUGGCCAUGCCAUUGACUGCUACUAUGAUCCAGAGGUUGAGAGGCAGCAGGCAAGCUUGAAUAUUCAAGGCAUCUAUGCAGGUGGAGGGGUCUGCAUUAAUUGUCAGCAUAACACAGCUGGUGUAAACUGUGAAACGUGUGCAAAGGGUUAUUACCGUCCCUAUGGUGUUCCACCUGAUGCCCCCCAUGGCUGCAUCCCUUGCAGCUGUAACCCUGAGCACGCGGAUGACUGUGAGCAGGGCUCAGGCCGCUGCACCUGCAAGCCCAGUUUCCAGGGGCACAACUGUGAGAAGUGUGCGCCCGGACACUAUAACUUCCCGUUUUGCUUGAGAAUUCCUGUUUUCCCUAUUCCUACUCCAAGUCCAGAAGAUCCAGUAGCUGGAGAUAUAAGAGGGUGUGACUGUAACCUGGACGGAGUUCUCCCCGAAAUAUGUGAUACCCGCGGAAGGUGCCUGUGCCGCCCUGGGGUUGAGGGCCCCCGGUGUGAGGCCUGCCGCGUGGGUUUCUACUCCUUCCCAAUUUGCCAAGCCUGCCAGUGUUCAGCCCUUGGCUCCUACCAGACACCCUGCAGCCCAGUGACUGGACAGUGUGAAUGCCAGCCAGGGAUUACAGGACAGCGCUGUGACAGGUGUCUCUCAGGAGCAGAUGAUUUCCCCCACUGCCAAGGCUCCCGCAGUGCCUGUGACCCAGCCGGUACCCUCGACUCUAGUUUGGGAUAUUGCCAAUGCAAAUUUCAUGUGGAAAGCCCUACUUGUAGCAUCUGCAAACCACUGUAUUGGAAUCUGGCCAAAGAAAACCCUAAUGGAUGUUCAGAAUGCCAGUGCCUUGUGGCGGGAACUGUGAGUGGAAUUGGAGAGUGUGGGCAGCAAGAUGGUGACUGUCACUGCAAGUCCCAUGUCAGUGGCGAUUCCUGUGACACGUGUGAAGAUGGAUAUUUUGCUUUGGAAAAGAGCAAUUACUUUGGGUGUCAAGGGUGUCGGUGUGACAUUGGUGGAGCAAUCACCCCCAUGUGCAGUGGGCCCUUGGGAGUGUGCCAGUGCCGGGAGCAUGUCGUGGGGAAGGAGUGCCAGCGACCUGAAAACAACUACUAUUUCCCGGAUUUGCAUCAUAUGAAGUAUGAGAUUGAAGAUGGCACUACACCUGAUGGAAGAGAGGUUCGCUUUGGAUUUGAUCCUCUGGAGUUUCCUGAGUUCAGCUGGAGAGGCUACGCUCAGAUGUCCUCGGUACAGAAUGAAGUGAAAAUCAUGUUGAAUGUGGGCAAGUCAAGCCUCAACUUGUUUCAUGUUAUUCUGAGAUAUAUUCACCCUGGGACUGAAGCAGUAUCUGGCCGGGUAAUUAUUUAUCCAUCCUGGGCUAAGACAGAUGCUGCUCAAAGCAAAGAGAUCAUCUUCCUGCCAAAUAAGAAGCCAACUUUUGUCACUGUUCCUAGAAAUGGUUUUGCAGACUCAUUUUCAAUUGCACCAGGGACAUGGAUUGCUUGUAUUAAGGCGGAGGGAGUCCUCUUGGACUACCUGGUGCUGCUCCCCAGGGACUACUAUGAGGCAUCCUCACUGCAGAUGCCUGUGACAGAGCCAUGUGCUGACACAGGACCUCCUCAAGAGAAUUGCUUGCUUUACCAGCAUUUGCCAGUGACCCAAUUCCCCUGUGCCCUGGCUUGCGAGGCCAGACACUUCCUGCUUGAUGGGGAGCCAAGACCUUUGGCAGUGAGGCAGCCAACCCCUGCACACCCAGUCAUGGUGGACCUCAGCGGGAGAGAGGUGGAGCUGCUGCUGCGGCUGCGUGUCCCACAGGUCGGCCACUAUGUGGUCGUGGUCGAGUAUUCCACGGAAGCAGACCAGCUGUCCGUGGCUGAUGUGCACGUGCAAAGUCCCGGGUCUGCCCUGGUGGGCCAGGUGAACAUCUACAGCUGCAAGUACAGCGUCCUCUGCCGGAGCGUGGUGACUGACAGCAGGAGACGCAUCGCCGUGUAUGAGCUGUUGGCAGAGGCAGACGUUCAGCUCAAAGCACAUACGGCCCAGUUCCUUCUGGAUGUACCUUUUUGCACUGUAUUGGCUCAACAGCAUCAAAUUUGCAUCAUACCCAUUGAAGAAUUCUCAACUGAGUAUUUGAGACCUCAAGUCAAAUGCAUUGCCAGUUAUGGGUGGUUUGCUAAUCAAAGCGUCACUUGUGUCUCCCUGGACCCUGAAACGCCUCGAACAGCAUUCAUUUUGGAUGUCCCGAGAGAUGGGUCUUUCCCCCUCGUGCCCCUGGAGCCUUUGCCUUCUGCCACUGGGGUUGCUGGACUCACCCUGAAGGCACCACAGAACCAAGUGACCCUGAGAGGACUUGUGCCCCACCUAGGCCGAUAUGUCACUAUCGUCCAUUUUUAUCAACCAAUGCACCCAGCAUUUCUGGCACAGGUGUUUGUGGACGGAGGGCAUCUGUGGCCAGGUGUCUUCCGUGCCUCUUUUUGCCCCCAUGAACUUGGCUGCCAAGACCAAGUGAUCGCGGAAGAUCAGGCUGAGUUUGAAACCUCAACGCCCGAGGUGGCUGUGACUGUGAAGGUUCCAGAAGGGAAGUCCUUAGUGUUGGUCCGUGUUCUAGUGAUGCCUGCGGAGAAUUAUGACUACCAAAUACAUCACAGAAAAUCAGUGGACAAGUCACUUGAAUUUAUCACCAACUGUGGAGGAAACAGUUUUUAUAUUGACCCCCAGACAGCCUCCGGAUUCUGUAAGAACUCUGCCAGGUCCCUGGUGGCCCUUUACCACGAGGGUGCACUGCCUUGUGACUGCCACCCCACUGGGGCUACUGACCAUCACUGCAGCCCAGAGGGUGGGCAGUGCCUGUGCCGGCCUGGCGUCAUUGGGCGGCAGUGUACCCGCUGUCGAGUGGGCUACUAUGGAUUCCCACACUGCAAGCCGUGCAACUGUGGCCGGCGCCUCUGUGAGGAGAUGACAGGGCAGUGCCUCUGCCCUCCCCGCACGGUCAGGCCCCAGUGUGAGGUGUGUGAGGCCCAUUCCUUCAGCUUCCACCCACUGGCCGGCUGCGAAGGCUGCAACUGUUCCAGGAGGGGCACCGUUGGGGCUGCUGCCCCAGAAUGCAACAGGGAUCACGGGCGGUGCAGGUGCAAGCCCAGAAUCACAGGGCGGCAGUGCGACCGGUGUGCUUCCGGCUCUUACCGCUUCCCUGAGUGCGUUCCCUGCCGUUGCAACAGAGAUGGGACUAAGCCGGGAGUCUGUGACCCGGACACGGGAGCCUGCCUCUGCAAGGAGAAUGUGGAAGGUCCAGAAUGUAAUGUGUGUCGAGAAGGAUCAUUCUACUUGGACCCAGCAAAUCCCAAGGGCUGUACCAGCUGCUUUUGUUUUGGAGUAAAUAAUCAUUGUCACAGUAGCCAUAAAAGGAGAGCUAAGUUUGUGGAUAUGAUGGGUUGGCGCCUGGAGACUGCAGACAGAGUGGACAUCCCGGUCUCAUUCAACCCGGGCAGCGGCAGUGUGGUGGCAGACCUCCAGGAGCUGCCCUCUGCUGUUCACAGUGCAUCCUGGAUCGCACCUCUCUCCUACCUGGGGGACAAGGUGUCCUCAUAUGGGGGCUACCUCACCUACCAGAUCAAGUCCUUUGGCCUACCUGGUGACAUGGUUCUUCUGGAACGGCAGCCAGAUGUGCAGCUCACUGGUCAGCACAUGUCCGUCGUCUAUGAGGAGCCCAACAGCCCACGGCCAGACCGGCUGUAUCACGGGCGCGUACAGGUGGUGGAGGGAAACUUCAGACAUGCCAGCAGCGGUGCCCCCGUGUCCCGGGAAGAGCUGAUGAUGGUGCUGUCUAGACUGGAAGGCGUGCGCCUCCGAGGCCUCUACUUCACCGAGACCCAGCGGCUCACCCUGAGCGGGGUGGGGCUGGAGGAGGCCUCGGACGCCGGAAGCGGACGGAGAGCACAGAACGUCGAGAUGUGUGCCUGCCCCCCUGACUACACUGGUGACUCAUGUCAGGGUUGCAGCCCUGGAUACUAUCGGGAUAAUAAAGGCUCAUAUACUGGAUGGUGCGUUCCCUGCAAUUGCAACGGACAUUCAAAUCGAUGCCAGGAUGGCUCGGGGGCAUGCAUUAACUGUCAGCAUAACACUGCUGGGGAGCACUGUGAGCGCUGCAAGGAGGGCCACUAUGGGAGUGCCAUCCAUGGAUCCUGCAGAGUCUGCCCAUGUCCUCAUUCCAACAGUUUUGCCACAGGCUGUGUUGUGACUGAAGAGAACGUGAGGUGCUCCUGCAAGCCUGGGUACACGGGCACACAGUGUGAAAGGUGUGCACCAGGAUAUUUUGGGAACCCCCAGAAGUUCGGAGGUAGCUGUCAACCAUGCAAUUGUAACAACAACGGCCAGUUGGGCAGUUGUCACCCCCUGACUGGAGACUGCAUAAACCAAGAACCCAAAGAUGGCAGCCCUGGAGAAGAAUGUGAUGAUUGUGACAGCUGUGUGAUGACACUCUUGAAUGACCUGACUGCCAUGGGUGAGGAGCUCCGUGUGGUCAAGGCUCGGCUGCAGGGCCUGAGUGGCAGCACGGGUGCUCUGGAGCAGAUGAAGCACUUGGAGGCACAGACCAAGGACCUGAGGAAUCAGUUGCUCAACUACCGUUCUGCCAUUUCAAACCAUGGAUCAAAAAUGGAUGGCCUGGAAAAAGAACUGAGUAAUUUGAAUCAUGAAUUUGAAGCUUUGCAAGAGAAGGUUCAAGUAAAUGCCAGAAAAGCACAAACAUUACAUAACAGUGUUGAUCAGACGGCCCAAAGUGCAAAAGAGUUGGACACGAAGAUUAACAAUGUCAUCCGGAAUGUGCACAUUCUCUUGAAGCAGAUAUCUGGGAUGGACGGAGAAGGAAACACUCUCUAUUCGCGUGAUCUUUCCACAGAGUUGGAGGAAGCACAGCGCAUGAUGAGAGAAUUGCGAAACUUCAACUUCGCAAAGCACCUGAGAGAAGCAGAGGCUGAAAAAACAGAGGCCCAGCUCUUGCUCAAUCGGGUAAAGAGCUGGCUAGAAAAUCACCAGGUGGAGAACAACGGGCUCAUUGAGAGAAUACGGGAUUCCUUAAAUAGAUACGGAGCCAAGCUCAGUGACCUGCGCACUAUGCUCCAGCAGGCAACUGCCCAGGCAAAGCAAGCCACUGGCCUCAACCGGGAGAACGAGAAGGAUCUGGCAUCCAUCAAGAGACAAAUUAAAGAAAUGAAUUCCCUGCAGAGUGAUUUCACCAAGUAUCUAGCCACUGCCAACUCUUCCUUAUUGCAAAUCAACAUCAUGCUGCAGCUGAUGCGGAAAAGCCAGAAGGAAUAUGAAAAAUCAGCUGCCACUUUAAGUGAAGCAAGACUCGAAUUAAGUGACAAAGUGAGAGAACUCUCUAAGUCUGCCAGCAGAGCAUCCCUGGUGGUGGAGGCAGAAAAGCAUGCACAGUCUUUACAAGAGCUGGCAAAGCAGCUGGAGGAGAUCAAGAGGAGCGCCAGUGGGGAUGAGCUGGUGCGCUGCGCUGUGGACGCCGCCACUGCCUACGAUAACAUCCUCAGUGCCAUCAAAGUGGCCGAGGACGCGGCCAGCAAGGCCACCAGUGCAUCAGAGUCUGCCCUCCAGAAUGUGAUAAAGGAAGAUCUCCCAAGAAAAGCUAAAACCCUGAAUUCCAACAGUGAUAAACUGUUAAAUGAAGCCAAGCUAACACAGAAGAAGCUACAGCAAGAAAUCAGUCCGGCUCUCAACAACCUACAGCAAACUCUGAAAAUUAUGACAGUUCAGAAAGGGCUGAUAGACACCAAUAUCACUACCAUCCAUGAGGAUCUUCGUGGGAUUCAGAGAGAUGACAUCAGUGGUAUGAUCAGUGCUGCAAAAAGCAUGGUAAAAAAUGCCAAUGACAUCACAGAUGAGGUUUUGAAGGGACUCAACCCUAUUCAGACAGAUCUGGGAAGAAUUAAGGAGACCUAUGGGCACACACGGAAUGAAGACUUCAGCAAAGCUCUCACUGAUGCGGAUAAGUCAGUAAAGAAAUUAACCAACAAACUGCCUGAUCUUCUGAGCAAGAUUGAAAGUAUCAACCAACAGCUGUUGCCACUGAGCAACAUCUCUGACAAUGUGGACCGCAUACGAGAACUGAUUCAGCAGGCCAGAGAUGCUGCAAAUAAGGCUGCCAUCCCCAUGAGGUUCAACGGUAAAUCUGGAGUUGAAGUCCGGCUGCCAAAUGACCUGGAAGACUUGAAAGGAUACACGUCUCUUUCUUUGUUUCUCCAAAGGCCUAACUCAGCAGAAAACAGAGGAACUAGCAAUAUGUUUGUAAUGUACCUUGGAAAUAAAGAUGCCUCCAGGGACUACAUUGGCAUGGCAGUGAUAGGUGGCCGGCUCACAUGUAUCUACAACUUGGGCAAGCACGAGGCUGAACUCCAAGUGGACCAGGACUUGACCGAGAGUGAAACUCUGGAGGCCGUGAUGGACCGGGUGAAAUUUCAGAGAAUCUAUCAGUUUGCAAAGCUUAAUUACACCCAAAGAGCCACAUCCACUAAGCCUGGAACACCUGAACUCCUUGAUGUGGAUAGUGGGAAUAGCAACACACUCCUCAAUCUGGAUCCUGAAGAUGCUGUAUUUUAUGUUGGAGGUUACCCACCUGAUUUUAGACUUCCUAAUAGACUGAGAUUCCCUCCAUACAAAGGUUGUAUUGAAUUAGAUGACCUCAAUGAAAACGUGCUGAGCUUGUACAACUUCAAAAAAGCUUUCAAUCUGAACACAACUGAAGUGGAACCUUGUAGAAGGAGAAAGGAAGAGUCCGACAAAAAUUAUUUUGAAGGUACAGGUUAUGCUCGAAUCCCAACUCAACCAGGUGCUCCCUUGCCAACCUUCGCACAGACGAUUCAGACCACCAUGGAUAGUGGUUUGCUGUUCUUUGCAGAAAAUAAGGAUCACUUCAUAUCUCUAAAUAUAGAAGAUGGCCGACUUCUGCUACAAUACAAACUGAAUUCAGAGCCACCAAAAGAAAAAAGAAUUGGAAACGUCAUAAACAAUGGGGAAGAUCAUACGAUUUGGAUCCGAAUUUUAAGAUCCCAAAACCUUAUAAGGGUAAAUGCGAUUUCUCAAAGCGAAGUUGAAGGUGAAAUAUUUAACUUCAGCACAUACUAUCUGGGAGGAAUUCCAAUUUCAAUCAGGGAAAGGUUUAACAUUUCUACACCUGCUUUCCGAGGCUGCAUGAAAAAUCUGAAGAAAAGUAUUGGUGUUGUGAGGUUGGAUGAUACCAUAGGAGUAACAAAAGAGUGCUCUGAAGACUGGAAGCUUGUGCGAUCUGCCUCAUUCUCCAGCGGAGGACAAUUGAGUUUUGCCAAUUUGGGUUCCCCAUUUUCCAACCACGUCCAGGUCUCCUUUGGGUUUCAGACUUCUCAACCCAAUGGCAUAUUAUUAAAUCAUCAGAUCCAGACAACUAGACUGCAGGUCACCCUGGAAGAUGGUCACAUUGAACUGAGCACCAGGGAUAGCAGCAGCCCAGCUUUUAAAUCUCCACAGACAUACAUGGACGGUUUAGUGCAUUAUGUAUCUGUCAUAAGCGACCACUCUGGACUUCAGCUUCUCAUUGAUGACCAGCCUGUGCUGAACAGUCAAGGGCUACAGGACAUUUCAGAUUACCAGCAGUCCCUGCGUCUGGGCGGGGGUCAUUUUGAGGGUUGUAUCAACAACGUCUUUGUCCAGAGGCUUUCACAGAGUUCCACAGUCCUGGAUUUAGCCAAUAAAUCUACCAAGAGAGAUGUGACCCUAGGAGGCUGCAGUUUAAGCGAACAACCCUUUCUAAUGUUGCUUAAAGGUUCUACAAGGUUUAACAAGGCCAAGACUCUCAACAUCAACCAGCCAUUGCAAGACACACCAGCGGCCUCCCGGAGGAGCGUGGAGGUGUGGCCGGGUGCUCAGUCUUGCCCACCAUCUCCCUGGGUCCAGGCCAGUCACGGGGCUCUUAGGUUUGGCGACAGUCCCACCAGCCACAUGCUAUUCACACUUCCCCAGGAGUUGCUGAGACCCAGGUCACAGUUUGCUGUGGACAUACAGACAACAUCCUCCCGAGGGCUCGUGUUUUACACAGGCACCAAGAACACCUUUAUGGCUCUUUAUCUUUCGAAGGGGCGUCUGGUCUUUGCUUUGCGGGCAGAAGGGAAAAAGCUGAGGCUCAAAAGCAAAGAGAAGUGCAGCGACGGGAAGUGGCACACGGUGGUGUUCGGGCAAGACGGAGAAAAGGGGCGGUUGGUUGUGGAUGGUCUGAGGGCACAGGAGGCAAGCUGGCCUGGAAAUUCCAUGGUGAGCCUCCGGGCUCUGGUUUACCUGGGAUCGGCUCCAUCAGGGAAACCCAAGAGCCUCCCCCAAAACAGCUUUGUGGGGUGCCUGAGGAACUUCCAGUUGGAUUUGAGACCCCUGCAAACCCCUUCUGCAAGCUUUGGGGUGUCUCCCUGUUUGGGUGGCUCUUUGGAGAAAGGCAUUUAUUUUCCUCAAGAAGGAGGUCAUGUUGCCCUAGUGAACUCUGUGUUGUUGGGGCCAGAAUUUAAGCUUGUUUUCAGCAUUCGCCCAAGGAGUCUCACCGGAAUGCUAAUACAUAUUGGAAGUCAACCCAGGAAGCACUUACAUGUUUAUAUGGAGGCAGGAAAGGUCACAGCCUCUGUGGACAGUGAGGCAGGUGGGAUCUUGACAUCGGUCACACCAAAACGGUCUCUGUGUGAUGGACAGUGGCACUCGGUGACAGUCACCAUAAAACAACGCAUCCUGCACCUGGAACUGGAUGCAGACAACAGCUACUCAGCUGGACGACGCCCCUUCCCGCCUGCCAGCACGCGGGAGCCGCUACACAUUGGAGGUGUCCCAGCCAAUUUGAAGACCCUGAAGCUCCCUGUGUGGAAAUCAUUUUUUGGCUGCCUGAAAAAUAUUCAAGUCAACCACAUUCCUGUCCCUGUCUCUGAUGCCAUGGAAGUACAGGGGACUGUCAGUCUGAAUGGCUGCCCUAGCCACUGACUCAAACGCAUUACACAGUGAGGAAAUUCACCUUCAAAAGCACUGAUAACCCAGCACAGCCUCCUCUCGCCACUCGAGGUCAUUCUUGACUUAACAUACCAUCCAGACGGUUUCAUAGCAAAUCUGAUUUUGAAUCCUAACCACAUAUACCCGUCAUUUUGGCAUAUUCAGUGCUCUGUAUGUAUUUUAUAUGAAAAUCCCGUUUCUUGAAGAUGAAGAACAAAUUAUUUUAUGCUUUUGGUGAUACCAUUUUCCACUAAAAUUUAUCUUUUAAAGAACAUUAUUUUCCACUUGUUGAAAAAAAUAAAUACCUUUUACAGCACUUUAAAAACAUGCAAAUUUUACAUGUGUUAAGGGAUUUUAAUUUAUGGGGUUAAAUAAAUGCAGCAUACUCUUUAAAUCAGCCUAAAACCUAUGGUCAUUAUUAAUCAUACUGAUUGUUCAGCACUUGAUCAGUGCUCUACGUACAAUUCCACUUAGUGCAAAGAGUUCCUGAGCACACACUGGUGAGGUAUUGUGUGUGCUCGGUGUGGGACCCACAGUCAGGUGUAAAAGGAAGUAAUGCCUGCCCUGAAGGAAUAUGCAGUCCAAUUGGGGAGAUACAUAAUAUUCAUAAAAUAGUAAAUAACAAAUUGAAUUCAUGAACUGAUAAUUUCACUCGGCUUCCCGUGUUCAGUCUGCUGCCAACCAGGUCUAAAUUAUGAUUAUCAAUUCAUUGAGGGCAGAAACUAUCUAGUAGGGGAGCUGAGACGGCUAUACACUGUAAUUAAAGUUUUGAUUGGCAGAUUAACAGAAGUCAGUGGGAAAGAGGAAUCGCUUCUAGUUUUAUCUACAAAAUAAUCAACCAUGGACCAGACCAGUGUUGUUACCUAGCACCACUCUCCCCAUCAAAGACCAUGUGAGCAUUUCUGGGUCUCCUGCAUAGUGUUUGUUCAUUAGAAGAAAACUAACAAAUAAUUCUAAAGUUUGGGUAUAUUAAUGCUAUAUCGUUCCCGUACAGCUGCAUGCCCUCCAUCUUCCCUUGACUCAGUGCUCUCUUAUGCCCCCUGCACUGCAGUCCCAUGGGCUUUCUCGCAGCCAUAACUAUGCAGACAUGGAAUGUUCUCCUAAGAGUUAAUAGGUCCCCAUCACAGGGAGGAUUCAACAGAAGCUGACUGGUGGGCUUUAGAGAUUCCAUGCUGGGUUCCAGGUUGAAUUGUGUGACCUUAAGUCAUGAGCUCUGAAAACAUGAAUUUUCAAAUGAAAACUCCACCAGGUGAUUACCACUCAGAUGCUGAGUCUGCAUGAAGAGCAUCCAUUGUAUCUGUCUUUGGCAAAUCUGUACUCAGUGGGUGAUUCUCUCUUCUAGGUUCUUUGUGUCAACCUAACUGAAUCUACAAAGUUAUUCAUUAGUGUUGAUUAUUUGUUAGCACUUCCUAGAUUCAUUAUAAGGGGCAAUUAAUUCUUCACUAAUACCACUGGCUUUCCCUCCACUAGCAGCUUGAAGAACAGCUACCCAUCUGCCUUUGCUGAAUAUAAUCCCAGCAACAUCUCCUGUGACUCUCUGAGAAGGCUUGUGCAAUAGGGGAUGUAAUGUUUUGUCUCUCCAACUUCUGGAAUAUUCUAAGACACGUGACAAAUUACAAGUUUACAAGAAUCACAGGGUCAUUACAGGAAGUACAGUUGAAACAGAAAGCCCUCAGCAUGGCUCUUCUUAGACUGUAGAAGUGUGUUCUCUGAAAGGAAUGUUUGCAGCUCCUCAACUGGAGAUUAUUUAUAAACUGUAAAGUGCUGUACCAAUAUUACUGCUGCUCUCUUCUUCCUGGCUCAGAGUCUCACAGACUUGGCUGACCUCAGAGUGAAGGGCUGAGUAGGGGCAGUAGGACCACUGGUCAGGACCACUGACUGGACCAGGCCACAACAGUUGGUUUCAUUUUGGUCCCGGGCAGUGAGGCCUGGAUCGUCAGAAAACCGACACAUCUCCCUGGGUCACAGACACUUGAGGGCACCAGGUGCCUAGGCCUCAAAUUGUGUGCCGUCCUGGGCCGCCUCCUGCUGCAUCCCUCAGGGCACUUCUCGCCUCAUUCCACAGUGUACAGGGCUGUUGAGUUUUUGCCACACUCACAACCCCAUUAAGGGUAGUGGCCGGGGGCAGAACACACUAAUACCCCCUUCCUCCCAGACAGGAGGAAGACACCUCACUUCCCCACAGAGAAUGCUGACUCAGCUCCCUUCUGCUCCUACUUCCCCUGCAGGCUGCCCUGCAAAACCCCCAAACCCCACCUUGUCCGCUCCCAACCACAUGCACUUCUCUCCCAGUUCCCCAGUUUCCCUUUGACUAAUGCCAACUCUGGUAGAUCAGCACUAGCCCCAGAAAGUCUAGACGCCUGUCUUAGGGGUACUGACUUAAAGCCAGCAUAUGAGUGGAACAAUUUCUAAAUAACGUUUAACUGAAUACAAAUGGCAUAUAUGUUCACUAUAGAAAAAUGGAAUAUGCAGAAAAACAUAAAAAUCACCCAUAAUCUCAUCACUCAGAAAUCUGUAUGUUACUCUUUUUAAGUGCACAUGUAUCAUUUCCUUACAAAAAUCACAAUUACACUGUAUGUAUUAUUUUUAAUACAGUUUUUUAAAACUCUAAGCUGAGUUUCCCAGGUCUUAGACUAUAUAAAGCAUCCCAUCAGAUAAAUUUAUAAUGUAUUUAACCAACCUCCAGUUAUUGAUAGACCACUGAGUUGUUUCAGUUUUUUGUAAUUGUGAACAACACCAGAAUGAAUAUGUCAUGGAAUGUAAACUUAUUUUCUCAGAAUAAAUUCUUAGAAGUAAAACUAC
This is a messenger RNA of Manis pentadactyla (Chinese pangolin), 13152 nucleotides long. It is a transcript of the gene LAMA3, whose product is annotated as laminin subunit alpha 3. Gene Ontology annotation, cellular component: basement membrane. Gene Ontology annotation, molecular function: signaling receptor binding. Gene Ontology annotation, biological process: cell adhesion; axon guidance; regulation of cell adhesion. Lineage: Eukaryota; Metazoa; Chordata; Mammalia; Pholidota; Manidae. The coding region runs from base 307 to 10344 and encodes 3345 amino acids. The transcript has 75 exons. The record is from RefSeq and is a predicted model, not a curated record.